UUUAAAUGAAAAUCUAUGGAAAAUCUGCUUUGGAAAUGCUUCCUUGAAUAUAAAUUAAUAUUGAAUAGUAUUUUGUUGCGAAAAUGAAUGAAAGUGAAGAUACGAAAUACGGUGAAUGCAGGUGUUGUUUCGCGCUGGGCAACCAUCGCGAUCUUAUGAAGGAGUACGAAUGGAAUGGCACUCGCGAAGUUUAUUUUCAAAUAUUUUUGGAGUGUUUUAAUGUGUUUUUGUGUACCAAAACUGGCAAGAGUAACCUCAUAUGCACAUCCUGUGUGCUGCGGUUAAGAGAUGCCACCAGCUUCAAGAAGAUGGUGCUGGAAGCGGAGCGAAACCUGACCAGCUGUGAGUUGAAGCAAGAAGAUUCUGUAAAUGAUCCCAUAGCCCCAUCAUCAUCAAUAUUAAAAGUGGAAAUAAAAAGAGAACUGGACGUGAGCUUUGAAUCAAACUUCACAGAGCAGAAGGAUGAGAGCUCAGAUGAUGAGUCCAUGCCUGAACAUAGAGAACCAGUCAAAGUCAAAGUUUGCGAUCCAAGCGCGUGCCGAGCAAAUAUAUGUUCAACAUCUUGCAAAAUGAAAAACAAGAACAGACUGGAGAAACUAGCGUACAUUCACAACACUACCCUCAUUAUAGAAAACUCCAAUGUCACUCCAUUCAAAACCAAAUACCAAAACGGUUUCCCUUGCUUCUACUGCUCUAAGAUAUUCCAGGAUAUAUCUGAAAUGAAACAGCAUCAAAAGAAGCAUACGAAAAUUGAACUAAAGACUAUACUAAAUAUACUAGGGGCUGAAGCAUUUAUAGUGUAUGUUGACGUCACAGACCUGAAAUGUACAAUAUGUAAUGAAGAAAUUCCAAGUUUGGCAGAACUAAAAUCACACUUGGUCAAAAAACACAAGAAGAAAAUGCAAGAUUACCCCGACCGCAUGGUCCCAUUUAAAUUAACCCCAAAUUUGUUCGAGUGUCAAGUGUGUAAAUGCAAUUUCGAAACUUUUGGAGCAAUGGAGCGUCAUAUGAACGUACAUUUUAGAAAUUAUGUCUGUGAGGAAUGUGGCUCAGGUUACGUCACCAAAAGUCGUUUCAAAGCACAUUCUAAGUCGCAUAAUGAGGGUAGUUUUCAAUGUGAGACAUGUGAAAAAGUUUAUGCUACCCCCCAAAAGUUGCAAAAUCAUAUUGACGGUGUUCACAAAAUGGUUAAACGGUUGAAGUGUAUGAAAUGUGGGGAACGUUUUAAUAAUUAUUUUAAACGGCAGAAACAUUUAGUUGAAGCACACGGUGAGGCAAAACUCGAGUAUAAGUGCAACGUGUGCGAUAAAAUAUUUGACAAAAAGUAUAUAUUGUCUACACAUAUGAAAAGGGAUCACUUAGAACAGAGAGAUUAUAAAUGUGAAAUGUGCCCCUACACCUGUUUCACUAAUAAAGAAUUAAAAUGUCACAUGAUUAAACAUAAUGGCUCGCGUAUAUUUGAGUGCUCGGUGUGUAAAAAGUCGUAUGCGAGAAAGAAAACUUUGCACGAGCAUAUGCGGAUACACAAUAAUGACAGACGGUACGCCUGCCAGGUGUGUGGGCAGGCUUUCGUACAGAACUGCAGCUUGAAAGGGCAUAUUAGAACACAUCAUCCUGAAUUGCAGGUGCAAUAGUUUUGUAGCUAUCUGUAUCAAUAAAUGUGUAAAAGCAGUAAAGAAAUGGUGCUGUGUGAUUAUUGUAUAAAAUCUAUUUUCUACCAAACUAUUAAUUAAUAAAUAAUUUAUUAUU
This is a messenger RNA of Maniola jurtina (meadow brown), 1749 nucleotides long. RefSeq names its product zinc finger protein 226-like. Gene Ontology annotation, biological process: regulation of DNA-templated transcription. NCBI's taxonomy places the organism in Eukaryota, Metazoa, Arthropoda, Insecta, Lepidoptera, Nymphalidae. The coding region runs from base 84 to 1634 and encodes 516 amino acids. The record is from RefSeq and is a predicted model, not a curated record. Gene Ontology annotation, cellular component: nucleus. Gene Ontology annotation, molecular function: RNA polymerase II cis-regulatory region sequence-specific DNA binding; zinc ion binding; DNA-binding transcription factor activity, RNA polymerase II-specific. The transcript has 4 exons.